AUGAUCCAAUCUCUCGCAAUAGAUGCUGCAGUUCGCUUGCAGCCGCGUUGUAGUGAAAAAAGUGAAAAAGAAUCAGGUGAACUUUCAUAUACCACCCGCCUUCUGGUAUCCAAUUUGCAGAUUGGUUGCCUGAUUGACAAAGCUGGAUCAAUAAUCUCUGAGAUGAGGACUACACGUGCCAACAUACGUGUGCUUUCAAAAGAAAAUAUUCCGAAAGUUGCUUCUGAAGAUGAUAAGAUGGUUCAGAUUAGUGGUGAGUUUGACAUUACAAGAGAUGCACUUGUCCAUGUGACAACUUGUCUAAAAGCCAAUUUAUUUGAAAGGGAUAGUACAUCAGCUGCACAUGGUUCUUCUGCUCCUCACCAUCGUUUUCCAGUUGAUGCUUCUGUUGGUCCAAAGUAUCAUGGAGGCAGGGAUAGUAAAUCACAUGGUCAUGGGUUUUCAUAUUCUGAUGGAUAUGGUGCUUCCCAUAAUUUGCCAUCGUCUGAUACUUAUGCUGGCUAUGGCAGUUCUCAAGGAGGUGGUAGCAAUUACAGUUCAUAUGAUGGAUACUCUUCCCGUUAUGGAAACAUUGGUUUUAAAAUGUUUGCCAUUAAUGCUUUACAUGGAACCUUAUGGUUGGAGGUUUAUAGAGAUUAUUAG
Messenger RNA from Zingiber officinale, 642 nucleotides. RefSeq names its product KH domain-containing protein HEN4-like. The record is from RefSeq and is a predicted model, not a curated record. NCBI's taxonomy places the organism in Eukaryota, Viridiplantae, Streptophyta, Magnoliopsida, Zingiberales, Zingiberaceae. Gene Ontology annotation, molecular function: mRNA binding. The transcript has 4 exons. Gene Ontology annotation, cellular component: cytoplasm; nucleus. Gene Ontology annotation, biological process: regulation of gene expression. Bases 1 to 642 code for a protein of 213 amino acids.